AUGAAAGCAAUUUUCGCUAGAACUGUGUUUGAUUCCACUGGAACUCCCACAGUAGAAGUUGAUCUUAUUACUGAUCUUGGUCUUUUCCGAGCAGCUGUUCCAUCUAGUCUCACCGCAGGUAUUUACGAAGCUCAAGAGCUUAGAGACCAGUCGAAUGAUUAUCAUGGCAACGGUGUUGCAGCAGCUAUUGAUAAUAUAAAUACUAUCAUAGCUCCGGAGCUUCUAAAGCAAGAUUUCGAUGUCACGGAACAGGAUAAAGUUGAUCAAUUCCUCAUAGAUCUAGAUAAAACACCGAAUAAAUCUAAAUUUGGAUCGAAUGCAAUUUUAGGAAUAUCUUUAGCGGUUUGUAAAGCGGGUGCAGCUAAAAGAGGUCUUCCUCUUUAUCGACACAUAGCUGAUUUAGCUGGAAUUAAAGAUUUGAUUAUCCCUGUACCAGCUUUUAACGUCCUUAGUGGUGGAACACAUGCUGGAAAUAAACUAACAUUUCAAGAAUUCUUGAUUCUCCCAACAGGUGCUACAUCAUUUGCCGAAGCAAUGAAAAUGGGGUCUGAAGUGUAUCAUCAUCUCAAAAAAGUAAUACAAGAUAAAUAUAAAGGUGCAGGUACUGCGCAAAGCAACGAAGGUGGAUUUGCUCCACCGAAUUUAAAAGCUACGAAAGACGCCUUGCAGUUUAUAGUUAAAGCCAUCAGAUUAGCUGGUUAUACGGGUAGAGUCGAAAUUGGGAUUGACGCUGCGGCAUCCGAGUUUUUCAAAAAAGGUGCGUAUAACUUAGAUUUCAAAAACCCCAAAUCUAAUCCGAAGAAAUUCCAAAAACCAGCCAAUUUGUUAAAAACAUAUACGCAGUUGUUAAAAACUUUCCCGAUAGUGUCCUUAGAAGAUCCUUUCGAUAAAGAAGAUUUUAAUUCUUGGAAAACCAUGACAGAAAAAGUGGACAUCCAGAUAGUAGCCGACGAACUUACGGCAACUAAUCCGCAAAGGAUUCAGCAAGCAAUUGAGCAGAAUGCCUGCAACUGCGCAUUGUUAAGGAUCAAUCAAAUAGGCACUAUAUCAGAAGCUAUAAAAAUUCAUCUUUUUGCUAAAGAAAACGGUUGGGGCACUAUGGUAGCUCAUACAUCUGGGGAAACUGAAGAUACUUUCAUAGCAGAUUUAGCUGUAGGUUUAUCGACUGGUCAGAUAAAAUGCGGGGCGCCGUCUAGAUCAGAACGAAUUGCAAAAUACAAUCAGAUUUUACGUAUAGAAGAAGAAUUGGGGAAAGAUGUUAGAUAUGCUGGGAAAGCUUUCAUGAGACCGCUUUGA
Molecule: messenger RNA, 1296 nt
Organism: Diorhabda sublineata
Lineage: Eukaryota; Metazoa; Arthropoda; Insecta; Coleoptera; Chrysomelidae
Product: enolase-like
Exons: 4
Coding region: 1-1296 (431 amino acids)
Biological process (GO): glycolytic process
Cellular component (GO): phosphopyruvate hydratase complex
Molecular function (GO): phosphopyruvate hydratase activity; magnesium ion binding
Source: RefSeq, a predicted model, not a curated record